Messenger RNA from Arachis ipaensis, 1136 nucleotides. Lineage: Eukaryota; Viridiplantae; Streptophyta; Magnoliopsida; Fabales; Fabaceae. The record is from RefSeq and is a predicted model, not a curated record.
UGCUGGCACAUGAGAAAAAAGAAAAAAGAAUCGAACUUUAGAUUAGUUUUGUUGCUUAAUAGGUGUUUGUGUAUUAUGCAAGAUUUUUAAAUUUGGUAUCUUUGAGCAUUAUUAUAUACUUUUCUUUUUCAGCCGUCUAAUUGAGAAGUUAACAACUUUAAUGUUUCUUCUUUUGUCUUAUUACACUGUUCAUCAAGAAGAUUUUGCUUUCUCUAUGGUGCUGUCACUAAUCUUGUUUUCUAUGCGUUCUCAAGUUCAAUUUGUAACCCCAAAUCAAUGCAUAUAUCCUCGAACUCCAGCUCUACCUCUUGGUUUAACUGCAGCUCUGGCUCUCAUGGUAUCUCAGAUUGUCAUAAAUGUCGCAGCCGGCUGCAUUUGUUGCUCGAAAUUCCCUCAAAUCCCUGAUUCCAGUUGGAAGGUGGCUUUGAUCAGCUUCUCUUUAUCUUGGUUCACAUUUGUCAUUGCGUUUCUUCUGUUGCUAACUGCUGCGGCGCUGAAUGAUCAACACGGCGAAGAGAGCAUAUACUUUGGCAACUACUACUGCUACAUUGUGAAGCCUAGGGUGUUUGCAGGGUGUGCAAUUUUAUCCCUUGCAAGUGUUGCCUUUGGUAUUGUCUAUUAUAUUACCUUAGCUGAGGGAAAAAAUGGUAACAACUCUUGUGAUUCCUUGGAUCCAAAUCAUGGGGGCAUAGCCAUGGGACAACCUCAGAUACCACCAACUCAAGUUAGCCAUGACCCACUGUUUGUACAUGAAGACACAUACAUCAGAAGACAGUUCACAUGAUAAUCAGCAGUAGUCCCUAUUUCUUUAUAGUUAGAAAAAAAAGGUCUAUAAUUAUAUUGUUGUGUCUAGCAGUUGGAAUAGGACAUAAAUAUAGAGAUAGUAUAAAAAAUACAUCAUUUAUGUUUUGAGAUAUGUACCUCAUCUAGUUUUCCAAGGUAAGCCAAGCUUUAUUCAUAUUCAUAGAAAUAGUAUUUGUUAGAGUUUUUUUUUUUAUGUAAUAACUAAUUAACUAUGUACAUGCAUGUGUCUCAAAAAUGUUUUGUGAGGGAGUUAUGUUGGUUCUGACAUACAAUACAGAAUAAAGAUGUUGCCUCCGUUUUCAUUUCAAUUCAUGCUGUUAUUAUUACCAAAA